GCGCUGAAGGGAAACAUGCUGCGGUCUGUGAACUUCUGGAGGACUCAUGCGCCCGGAGUGUGACUUCUUACGCGAUCCGGAGACGUUUGGGCGAUAUUUAUUUUGGGGGUGAGAUGUGAGGAGCCAUGGAUUUACCCAUGAAAUGGAUUUGGUUCGGAGCGCUUGUUCAACUUCCACUCUAUGGAUGCUUCGAUCUCCACUUUCCGGAGAGUCUGCAGCCCGGAGCGGCGCUGGUGAACGUCUCUCUCGGAGCAGGAUGGAUGUACAGGAUAGACAGGACACUUACAGCCAAGUGGAUCGGACGCGCUGUGAGGGUCAGCAGUAAUGAUGGAGUUGUGUCUCUCGCGCGGAAAGUUCACUGCUCGCGCUUCACGAGACACCCAGCUCAGCUGUACUUGAGGAUAACCUCGUUAUUGUCCGGAAACGUUGUGCUGAUUCAUUUCAACACGUUUGUUCAUGGACAGAACUGCUUUAUCAAGUACAAAAGAAAGACUCGUCAACUGGACGCUUACAUUGAACUCCAUUCUGGAUAUGGCGCGUGCUUUAACUCGGGUAUGUUACCUAUAAGCUUAUAUGAGCAUUUACCAGCUUUUGCACGGCAAUCGCAACUGCUCCUGUCUACCUGCAAAGAGGAAAAGUUUGGGAAUAAAGAAGCCUCUGAGACUGAACAGUGUUUGCCUCGCCAUGCCCGUUUCCUCUGCACCGUACCCACUUUUCAAGAAAAUGUACAACUUCUCCAAGUGCAAUUGAAUUUUAGGCCAAAUCGUGGUCAGAGUGUGGCUGUAAGCAGUGAACAGUGGGUCAAACGUCUGAAAAGAAAUGUAAAUUCAGCCCCACAGUUCCAGUUGCCCAACUACCAGGUUUCCGUGCCUGAGAAUGAGCCCUCAGGAACCCGGGUUAUCACCCUUAAAGCGUUUGAUUCGGAUGAUGGUGAUGCAGGUGUUGUGGAGUAUGACAUGGAAGCUCUGUUUGACAGCAGAUCUAACGACUACUUUCAAAUAAACCCUGAAACAGGUGGCAUCACCACACUGCAGCCUUUAGACAGGGAGCUGAAAGAUACCCAUGUGUUUAAAGUCACAGCCACUGACAAGGGGACUCCAAAAAGGUCCGCAACAGCUUAUCUCACAAUCACGGUCAGUGACACCAAUGACCAUAGGCCUGUGUUUGAGCAGACCGAGUACAGGGUUAGCAUUCGUGAAAAUGUAGAGGUGGGUUUUGAGGUAAUGACCAUUCGGGCUACUGAUGGAGAUGCUCCAUCAAAUGCCAAUAUGAUCUAUAAGAUUGUGAAUGAAGUCGAAGUGAAUUCCGGGUUUGAGAUAGAUCCGAGGAAUGGUUUGGUUAAAAUCAAAGUCCGUCCAGACAGGGAGGUGCAGUCAAAGUAUCAGCUGAUCGUGGAGGCUAACGACCAAGGUAAAGACCCCGGUCCACGCAGUGCCACAGCCACCGUGCACAUCACAGUUGAGGAUGAGAAUGACAACUAUCCUCAGUUCAGUCAGAAAAGAUAUGUGGUCCAAGUUCUUGAGAACAUAGCUGUUAACUCAGAAGUAGCUCAGGUGAAGGCCACUGACAAAGAUGCUGGCAAUAAUGCCAAAGUGCACUACAGCAUCAUCAGUGGGAAUGUAAAAGGACAGUUUUACAUUCACUCACCCACCGGUGUCAUUGACGUCAUCAAUCCUUUGGAUUAUGAGAUGAUCCGGGAGUACAAUUUGCGUAUAAAAGCUCAAGACGGUGGUAGGCCGCCUCUCAUUAAUGGGACAGGUAUGGUUGUAGUGCAGGUGGUGGACGUGAAUGAUAACGCCCCUAUGUUUGUCAGCACCCCUUUCCAAGCCUCGGUGCUGGAGAAUGUUCCUGUUGGUCACUCCGUGAUUCACAUUCAAGCCAUCGAUGCAGAUUCGGGGGACAAUGCUCUGUUGGAGUACAGGCUCACGGACACCUCACCUAGCUUUCCUUUUGUUAUCAAUAACAGCACAGGGUGGGUUACAGUCAGCCUAGAGUUGGACCGAGAGACCACUGAGUUUUACACAUUUGGUGUGGAGGCAAGGGACCAUGGGGUCCCUAUAAUGUCAUCUUCGGCAAGUGUGAGCGUGACAGUAUUGGAUGUGAAUGACAAUAUCCCCACCUUCACCCAGAAGAUGUACAACCUGAAGAUCAAUGAGGAUGCUGCAGUUGGGGCCAGCGUGCUAACUAUAACAGCUGUGGAUAGGGAUGCGAACAGCGUGGUGACCUACCAGAUAUCCAGCGGGAACACUCGGAAUAGAUUUGCCAUCACCAGCCAGAGUGGUGGUGGGCUCAUUACUUUAGCCUUGCCGUUGGACUACAAACAGGAACGUCAAUAUGUCCUGACAGUGAUGGCCUCAGAUGGCACACGGUUUGACACGGCACAGAUUUCCAUCAACGUUACAGAUACCAACACCCAUCGGCCUGUUUUUCAGAGUGCCAAUUACCAGGUUUUAGUGAGUGAGGACAAGCCAGUGGGCUCCACUGUUGUGGUCAUCAGUGCUACAGAUGAAGACACUGGUGAGAAUGCACGCAUCACCUACGUGAUGGAGGACAACGUUCCUCAAUUCAAGAUCCACCCUGACACAGGUGCCAUCACCACUCAGAUUGAAAUUGACUAUGAAGACCAAGCUUCCUACACAUUAGCUAUCAUCGCACGUGACAAUGGCAUCCCUCAGAAAUCAGACACGACCUAUGUGGAGAUCAUAGUCCUUGAUGCCAAUGACAAUGCACCCCAGUUUCUGAGGGACAUCUACCAAGGCACCGUCUUUGAGGAUGCACCCAUAUAUACCAGUGUUCUUCAAGUGUCAGCCUCGGACAGAGACUCAGGCUCCAACGGCAGAGUGAGCUACACUUUUCAGGGAGGGGAUGAUGGUGAGGGGGAUUUCUUCAUUGAGCCAUACUCAGGAAUUAUCAGAUCAGCCAGGAAGUUGGACAGGGAGAACGUAGCUACAUAUAACCUUAAGGCUUUUGCUGUAGACAAAGGAGUUCCUCCUCUGAAAGCAGCUGUAGACAUUCAGGUGACAGUGCUAGACAUAAAUGACAAUGCUCCUGUGUUUGAAAAGGAUGAACUGUAUGUCUAUGUGGAGGAGAACAGUGCUGUAGGCUCUACUCUGGCUCGCAUCAGUGCUACAGACCCUGAUGAAGGAACCAAUGCACAGAUCUUAUACCAAAUUGUGGAGGGGAAUGUUCCUGAGGUCUUCCAGCUGGACAUUUUUAGUGGGGAUUUAAUUGCCCUUACUGACCUGGACUACGAGGCCAAGAUGGAGUACCUGAUUGUAGUCCAGGCCACCUCUGCCCCACUGGUCAGUCGGGCCAUUGUACAUGUUCGCCUUGUGGAUGUCAACGACAACUACCCAGUUCUGCAGGAUUUUGAGAUAAUUUUUAACAACUACGUCACUAAUAAAUCCAAUAGCUUCCCAGCAGGUGUCAUUGGGAAGGUGCCUGCUCAUGACCCGGAUGUGUCUGAUAAGCUCCUCUACACCUUUGUGGAGGGGAAUGAGCUGAGUUUGCUGAUUCUGAACCAGGACACAGGAGAGCUGAAGCUGAGUACGGACCUGGACAACAACAGGCCAUUGGAAGCCACCAUGAAAGUGACUGUGUCAGAUGGUCUCCACCAGGUCUCUGCUCUCUGCACGCUGCGCGUCACCAUCAUCACAGAUGACAUGCUGACCAACAGCAUCACUGUGAGACUGGAGAACAUGUCUCAGAAGCGCUUCCUCUCUCCUCUGCUGGGCCUGUUUGCUGAGGGUGUGGCGGCUGUGCUGUCCACCAGCCGUGAGGGCAUCUUUGUCUUCAAUGUGCAGAACGACACGGACGUGGGCGCUCCCAUCCUCAACGUCACCUUCUCGGCCCUGAAGCCUGGUGGUGGCCCAGGACGCUUCUUUCCCACUGAGGAACUACAGGAGCAGCUGUACCUGAACCGCUCCCUGUUGAGGCUCAUCUCCACUCAGCGUGUGCUGCCCUUUGACGACAACAUCUGUCUGCGUGAGCCCUGCGAGAACUACAUGAAGUGCGUGUCAGUGCUGAAGUUUGACAGCUCCGCCCCCUUUGUGGCCUCCAACACACUGCUCUUCAGGCCCAUCCACCCCGUGAACGGCCUGCGGUGCCGUUGUCCCGACGGCUUCACUGGAGACUACUGCGAAACGGAGAUAGACCUGUGCUAUUCAGCACCGUGCAAAAACAACGGCCGGUGCCGCAGCCGUGAGGGAGGAUACACCUGCGAGUGCCCAGAGGAUUUUACAGGAGAGCACUGUGAGGUGAAUGUUCGCUCUGGUCGCUGUGUGUCUGGAGUGUGUAAGAACGGGGGGCGCUGUGUUGACCUGUUGGUCGGGGGGUUUAUGUGCCAGUGUCCAGAGGGAGAGUUUGAGAAGCCCUAUUGCCAGAUGACCACACGCAGCUUCCCUGGACAUGCGUUCAUCACCUUCAGGGGCCUCAGGCAAAGGUUCCACUUUACACUGUCCUUCAUGUUUGCCACUAGAGAGAGGAAUGCACUCUUACUUUAUAAUGGCAGAUUCAACGAAAAGCAUGACUUCAUCGCUGUGGAGAUUGUUGAGGAGCAGAUCCAGCUCACGUUUUCUGCUGGAGAGAGUAAGAGCACUGUAUCACCGUUCAUAGCUACUGGAGUGAGUGAUGGACAGUGGCACACCGUGUGGCUGCACUACUACAACAAGCCCAACAUCGGACGUCUUGGCCUGCCUCAUGGUCCAUCAGAGGAGAAGGUUGCCGUGGUUGCUGUGGAUGACUGUGAUGUUGCCAUGGCUGUUCGCUUUGGUGGUCAGAUUGGAAACUACACCUGUGCAGCUCAGGGCACCCAAACAGGCAAGAAGAAGUCUCUGGACCUCACAGGGCCUCUCCUUCUGGGUGGAGUUCCAGACCUACCUGAGGAUUUCCCAAUACGGAACCGUGACUUUUUGGGCUGCAUGAGGAACCUUAUCAUUGAUAGCAAGCCCAUUGACAUGGCCAGCUUCAUCGCCAACAAUGGCACUGCUGCAGGUUGUCCAGCUAAGAGCAAUUUUUGCAGCAGGAGUGCAUGUCACAACGGAGGAGUGUGUGUGAACAAGUGGAACACACAUGCCUGUAACUGCCCGCUAGGCUACGGGGGAAAGAAUUGUGAACAUGUAAUGCCCUCCCCUCUGCACUUUGAUGGUCAUGCCAUGGUUUCAUGGAGUGACCCUGAUGUCACCAUAGCGAUCCCUUGGUACAUCAGCCUGAUGUUUCGCACCCGUAAAAGCACUGGCACUCUGCUUCACGCUGUUGCUGGGGAGCUGUCCAAAUUCAGCCUGAUAGUCAGUAACAGGCAACUACGCUUCCAGGUGUUUCUGGGGUCUCGCCGGGUGGCUCUGCUGGAGUUCCUGCAGGUGCGGGUAAAUGACGGGGAGUGGCAUCACAUCCUGGUAGAGCUCAAGAGUGGGAAAGAUGGGAAAGACAUCAAGUACAUGGCCCUUGUGUCUCUGGACUAUGGCAUGUUCCAGAGGACAGUGGAGAUCGGGAAUGAGCUGCCAGGUCUGAAAGUGAGGGGGCUUUGGAUAGGCGGCCUGCUGAAGAAGGAUGGCUCUGUGCUCAAUGGCUUUAAUGGCUGCAUGCAGGGUGUGCGGAUGGGAGAGACCUCCACCAACACAGUGAACAUCAACAUACGGCAGGCUUUGAGGCUGCGUGUAAAGGAUGGUUGUGACAUACCUGAUGCGUGUAUGUCCAGCAUGUGUCCCACGCACAGCCACUGCAGAGACAACUGGGCCUCACACUCCUGCAUGUGUGAGCCAGGUUACUUUGGGCGAGAUUGUGUGGACGCAUGUCUGUUGAACCCGUGUGAACACACAUCCAGCUGCGUUCGCAAACCGGCCACCAAACACGGCUACACCUGUGAGUGUGGACACAAUUACUACGGGCAGUACUGCGAGCACAGAGGAGACCAGCCGUGUGCUCGAGGAUGGUGGGGCUACCCAACCUGUGGCCCAUGCAACUGUGACGUCAACAAAGGCUUCAAAAGGGACUGUAACAAGACCACGGGUGUGUGCAGCUGCAAGGAUAAUUACUAUCGCCCAGCUGGCAGUGACACCUGUUAUCCAUGCGAGUGUUUCCAUCUCGGCUCUCAGAAUCGGACCUGCGACCCACUGACCGGCCAGUGCCCCUGUAAGAUGGGAGUAGUGGGACGCCAGUGUAACCGCUGUGAUAAUCCCUUCGCUGAGGUGACCGCCAACGGUUGUGUGGUGGUUUAUGAGGGCUGCCCUAAGGCCUUUGAUGCAGGCAUCUGGUGGCCUAAAACUAUGUUUGGUGGCCCAGCAGCGAUGAACUGUCCCAAAGGAUCUAGUGGCACUGCUGUUCGCCACUGCAGUGAUGAAAAUGGCUGGCUUCCUCCGGAGCUCUUCAACUGCACCUCUCACAGCUUUGCCAAGCUCAGGAAGGAGGUUGAGGAUAUCCACGCUAACUCCUCCAGACUGGAUGGUGAGCGGUCUAAAAGUCUGGUGGCUAUGCUGCACACUGCCACUGGACACACACAGCACCUGUAUGGGAGUGAUGUGAGGACGGCCUAUGAGCUGAUGAGAAGCGUCCUGCAGAGAGAGAGCCUGCAGCAGGGGUUUGACCUGUCUGCCACACACGACUCCACCUUCAACCAGGACAUUGUUAGAGCGGGCAGUGCUAUACUGGACCCUGAGAAUAAGGGUCAUUGGGAGCAGAUUCAGCACUCGGAUGGGGGCAGCGCCUCUCUACUGCAUCAUUUUGAAGAGUACAGCAGCACCUUAGUGCAGAACAUGCGGAAGACCUACCUGAAACCUUUCACCAUCAUCACCAACAACAUAAUUGUUUCAGUGGACUUCCUGGACUCCUCUACUCCAGACCAGUCAGCGCUCCCUCGCUUUCAAGAGAUACAGGAGGCCUAUUCCAAAGAACUGGAAUCCUCUGUGUUUUUUCCAGACUUAUAUAUCAAGCCAGCAGACAGCACAGAUAUUGCUCCCACAGAGCCCCCUGAACAGACUGAGGCCCCUGGGCUGUUUGAAGUUCCUGAAGGAACUCAUUCUCCAGCUCUUACAAGUCCUGCACCCUCUGCUAAGAAAAGACGCCACGCUGAGCUUGCUGACCCUCCAUCUGUCGCCAUGGUGAUCAUCUACAGGUCUUUGGGCCAGCUGCUGCCAGAGAACUACGACCCUGACCGACGCAGUCUCAGACUGCCCACACGUCCAGUCAUCAACAGUCCUGUAGUGAGUGUGGUGGCACACCGUGAGGGAGAGUUUGUCUCUGUUCCACUGCAGAGGCCCAUCACACUGACUUUCAGGCUGCUGGAGACACAGGAGAGGACCAAACCUGUGUGUGUUUACUGGAAUCACUCCAUUCUGUUAAGUGGCUCAGGGGCAUGGUCUGCCAAAGGCUGUGAGCUGAUCUUCAGGAACUCCACCCAUAUCAGCUGCCAGUGUAACCAUAUGAGCAGCUUUGCCGUGCUCAUGGACAUCUCCAAACGAGAGCAUGGAGAUGUUUUGCCGCUGAAAGUUGUGACCUACACCACUGUCUCUGCCUCUCUGGUGGCCCUCCUCAUCACCUUCCUCUUGCUGGCUAUUCUGCGCAAGCUGCGCUCCAACCUCCACAGCAUCCACAAGAACCUGGUGGCAGCUAUUUUCCUCUCCGAGCUCAUCUUCCUCACCGGCAUCAACCAGACGGACAACCCGUUUGUGUGUACAGUGGUUGCCAUUCUGCUGCAUUACUCCUAUAUGUGUACAUUUGCCUGGAUGUUUGUGGAAGGGCUGCACAUUUACCGCAUGCUGACUGAAAUGCGCAAUAUCAACCAAGGCCACAUGCGGUUCUACUACGCCAUUGGCUGGGGCAUUCCUGCCAUUAUCACAGGUCUGGCUGUUGGUUUGGAUCCUCAGGGUUAUGGAAACCCAGACUUCUGCUGGCUCUCUGUUCACGACACUCUCAUCUGGAGCAUCACAGGACCCAUUACCUUUGUAGUGCUGAUAAACAUUGCUAUAUUUGUGCUGGCAACAAAGGCCUCUUGUGGACGGAGACAGAGAACGUUUGAGAAGUCAGGAGCAAUCUCUGCUCUGCGUGUGGCCUUCCUGCUCCUGCUGCUCAUUAGCGCCACCUGGCUGCUGGGCCUGAUGGCUGUUAACAGUGACGUCCUCACCUUCCACUAUCUGUUCGCCAUUCUCAGCUGCAUACAGGGCAUUUGCAUCUUCUUCUUCCACUGCAUCCUCAACAAAGACGUGAGGAAGAACCUGAAGAGUGUCUUUACAGGGAAGAAAGGGUCAGUGGAGGAGUCCAGCGCUACCCGGGCCACUCUGCUGACUCGUUCUCUAAAUGGUAACACAUACAUAGAGGAUGGCUGUUUGUACCGGACGCCGAUUGGAGAGUCCACCGUGUCGCUGGAGAGCUCGGUUAGAUCAGGCAAAAGCCACAGCAGCAGCUACCUCGCCUACAUGCUCAGAGGGGAGCAGAAGCACAGUGUGACCCCUACUGGCAGAAAAAUGCAAAGCAAUGAGGAAGACUCUUCUUUAUUCUUCAGAAAGAGCAAGAGAGGAGAAGACUCAGAUUCAGACAGCGAGCUCUCGGUGGAUGAGCACAGCAGCUCGUACGCUUCCUCUCGCUCUUCCGACAGUGAGGAAGAGGAGAGGAGCUCCAAGCCGAAGUGGAAUAAUGAGAGGAGUCCAAUUCACAGCACUCCAAAAGUUGAUGCUGUGUCCAAUCACAUGAAGCCUUACUGGCCAGUGGAGCCACCCACAGCCAGUGAAAGUGAGGGCACUGGUGGCCCAGAAAAACUAAGAGUGGAAACCAAGGCUAAUGUGGAGCUACACAAGGGCAAUAAACUCAGUCCUAAUGGAGAGCUUUCGCAGAGUGAAGGCCCUCCCAGCCAGCCCAGCAGCAACCAGCUGCCCAGGAGAGGCAUUUUGAAGAACAAAAUCACUUACCCUCCUCCACUGACCGACAAGAACAUGAAGAACCGUUUACGGGAGAAGCUGAGUGACUAUAACGCCCCCAUCCCCACCGUCCCAUGUAAAAGUCCUUCUGAAGGGUCCAACGAAGGCCUUCGCUCUGGCACUGAAAGCAACAGCAUCAUUAUCAAACCCCCAGCUCUCCAACUUACCACUACGCUCAACGGGGUCACCAUGGAACUGGGCACAAGCCCUGUCCUCGCAGCUGAAGAGACAGACUCUGAUGGGAGCAAUGAAACCUCAAUCUGAAGGAGCUGUGUAAUUACACCACAAGUGACGUAUGCAGCACCAGGGAUGUAGCUGUUGUGGAUCUGUGUUUCUGUGGAGGACAGUCACUGGCUGCAGAACACUACGUUGCUAUGGAGAUCAGUAUUGCCACAGAACUCGCUCUACUUGCAUGAGGAAAAAGGGAAGCAUGUGUAAAUCCUUACCAGGCCAAGGGGGCUCUGGUUACUACAUAUCCCAGCAUGCCAUAGUACUGACCACUUGGGAUGCAUGGAACAAGAUGACAGUUUUGUGGUGUUGUCCACUCAAGGUUGCCCAAGCGGAUUGCACUGAUUACAAACUACCGUAAUGAAAGGUGUUAUGUGAAGCACUCCAGCUGUGCCUGUGAGAAACCUCCCUCAUAGACUUAAUCAGUCUAAAAACAAUGGCUUUUGAAGUGAUGUGUAUAAUAGUUCUUUUGUAUUUUAGCUGUUAAUAGGUUUUUGUAAAAAUUAAAUGUAAUUAGCCUGUGUAACAAAUUGCCAAUAAUGAAUGUUUACUUUUCUUAUCUUUGUUUACUGUUACAUUUGAACUGCAUUAUGUUGAAUGUUGGCCAUCUGUAUGACUAUGGACUAUUCCACUGUUCAGCCUUUAGCCUAAUGAAGGAGUUUUCCAUCCAAUAUCAGUCGAAUAUACUGUGAUACUCUAAAUGGCAUAUAUUAUAUUAGAUCACUAUGUCUAAUGCUGUUUUUAUUGUGUCAUGCCAAGGUUUGUACAGUCAACACCAGACAGUGUUUAAGCUGAGGAGUACAUAAGAAUGUACAUUCUUCAGUAAAGUAAAGCAUGCCUUCAUUUCUCAGCCACUGCCUAAGUGAUAUACAGAAUUAGUGUUCAUGUUAUACUGUGUAAACCUCAGUUGUCUGACUGGGCUCUGCUGAACACUGAGUGACAAUAACACUUCCUCCCUCAUUUACUGAUUCAGGGACUUUUACGUUUGUUUGCUUUUGGUUUCUGUAGAUAAUGUGCAUAGUGGUCAGACCAUGGCCGUACUUAUUCUAAAGCAAAUGAAUGCACAAGUUAAAUGCAGACAUCUAUGGUUGUGUAUAGCUGGUAAUAAGUAGUCAGCAAGUAAAUAUACAUUAUCAAUAUUUUUAUACCAUAUUUCAUCCAAUACCAAAUUAAAAAGAACACAUACUUGUUGCCUUUAACCUUCAUUCCUUACAGCAAAGCCAGGAACCAUGGAUAAACAAGCUAUUUUCAAAUCCAUCAGUGCUUUCUUUUAAUUUUCCCCAAGAGUUAAUGCUGAAAGAAUUAGCCAAACUUUGAUUUUGAAUUGGAAGGGAACUCAUGGAUUUAGAUGCUAAAUCUAUGUUACCUGUACCAGAAACUAUAAAAUCUAUGUUACUGUGCUACAUAGAUUUUGGAGAAGUAGCUAAGACAAAAAAAAAACUUUCUGACAAAGAUGCUACACUCUUAAAAAAGACGGUUCUUCAAGAGUCCUUUAUUAACAUGAACGGUACUAUUUAGAACCUUAGAACCUAUAUAGAAUCUUUUCAUGGUUAAAUAGUUUUUGCAUGGUGAAAUGGUUUUCAGAUGGAUGGGGAAUGUGUUGUGCAUGGUUGUAUAUAGCACCAAAAUGGGUUCUACUGUUACAAUGUCAAACUUGUAACAAUAGAAGAACCUUUCUGGUGCCAUAUACAAAACAUUUUCCAUUAAUCUGAAUAGCCAUUUCACUAUGGAAAGAACAUUUUAAGCACGAGAUGGACGUUUUCUUUAACCCAUGGUUCUAAAUAGAACCAUUCCCUUUACUAAAGAGCCCUUGAAGUAUCGAAUUUUAAAAGAGUGCUCCUAUAUUUCUUUAAAAAAUAUUUAAUAUGCCCUUAUGACUUGUUUUUUUGCUAACUCACCUUGGCCAAUUGAACAGCAGUCACUGGAUGAACAGCAGUCACUGGAUGCACAUGUGAAUUUACAAGUUUGUUGGCACUGAAGUAAAAAUGUACACUGUAAAUAAAUGAAUUUUGGAACGGUUUUAUAAA
Pygocentrus nattereri (red-bellied piranha) is the source of this 11161-nucleotide messenger RNA. It is a transcript of the gene celsr1b, whose product is annotated as cadherin EGF LAG seven-pass G-type receptor 1b. Lineage: Eukaryota; Metazoa; Chordata; Actinopteri; Characiformes; Serrasalmidae. The record is from RefSeq and is a predicted model, not a curated record. The transcript is spliced from 35 exons. Gene Ontology annotation, cellular component: plasma membrane. Gene Ontology annotation, biological process: G protein-coupled receptor signaling pathway; homophilic cell-cell adhesion; cell surface receptor signaling pathway. The coding region runs from base 126 to 9170 and encodes 3014 amino acids. Gene Ontology annotation, molecular function: calcium ion binding; G protein-coupled receptor activity.